UCAAGUUCGUUGGUGCGUUGUCAUCUGUAACCUUCUUCGGACAUGUCAAAGAUCAUCUCUGUGAAAGCUCGAGAGAUCCUCGAUUCCCGUGGUAAUCCUACUGUGGAGGUGGACCUUGUUACCGACAGGGGCAUGUUCAGGGCCGCGUGCCCUUCCGGGGCAUCUACUGGUGAGUUUGAAGCCCUCGAACUUCGUGAUGGCGAUAAGAAACGUUACGGUGGCAAGGGAGCUCAGAAGGCUGUGGCUAACGUGAAUAAGAUCAUUGGUCCGGCCAUUAUUGGGAAGGAUCCUACUGACCAAGCUGGUAUCGAUAAGCUGAUGGUUGAAGAGUUGGACGGUACUCAGAACGAGUGGGGCUGGUGCAAGGCUAAGCUCGGUGCCAACGCUAUCCUGGGAGUUUCCAUGGCUGUCUGUCGUGCCGGUGCCGCCGCUUCUGGCAUGCCUCUCUAUCAGUACAUUGCCAAGCUCGCUGGCAAGGACACUCAGAAGUUCACUAUGCCGUGCCCCUGCUUCAACGUCAUCAACGGCGGCAAGCACGCUGGUAACCGUCUGGCUUGCCAGGAGUUCAUGCUUGUUCCCUGCGGUGCCAAGUCCAUCCAUGAGGCUAUCAGAUUUGCCGCUGAGGUCUAUCACGAGCUCAAGUCCGUGAUCAAGGCCAAGUACGGUCAGGAUGCAACCAACGUUGGUGACGAAGGUGGGUUCGCUCCGUCCAUCCAGGAUAUGGAUGAGGCCCUCAAAGUGCUAGAGGAGGCCAUCAAGAAGUCUGGCCAUGAGGAUACCUGCCGUAUUGGUUGCGAUUUCGCCGCCUCUGAGUGCCUCGACAAGAAGAGUGGCAAGUAUGAUCUCGACUUCAAGAACAGUAACCCGCAUCCCGAAUCCGAGAAAACCGGGGAUGAGAUGGUCUCGUAUCUUGAGGCUCUUAUCAACCAAUACCCUUUCGUAUUCCUGGAGGAUCCCUUCGAUGAGAACGACUGGGCAACCUUCGCCAAGUUCACCGCCAAGGAUGGUAAGGAUAUUCAGAUCGUCGGUGAUGAUCUCCUUGUUACCAACCCCAAGCGUAUUCAGAAGGGGAUCGACGAGAAGGCUUGCAACGCCCUUCUUCUUAAGGUCAACCAGAUCGGUUCCGUCACCGAGUCCAUCGAGGCCAACAACAAGGCCGUCAACGCAGGCUGGACCGUCAUGGUUUCUCAUCGUUCCGGUGAGACUGAGGAUACCUUCAUUGCCGAUCUCGUCGUCGGCCUCGGCACUGGCCAGAUCAAGACUGGUGCUCCCUGCCGUACCGAGAGGCUAUGCAAAUACAACCAGCUCAUGCGUAUCGAGGAGGAGCUCGGUGCUAAAGCCCAUUUCGCUGGCGGUAAAAACUUCCCUCGUUGCAAAUAAAAGGACUGCCGAGGUUCGAUAAGCUUCCUUCUCUACUGCACCAACCAAUCUGUUAUCAAGAUUAUUUUGUUGAGAAUGUCGAGUGUCAUGAGGAAAUGUUGGUUACCGAGCACUUCGUUGCUCAGGUCUUAUGAUCAGUACCAGAAUCGUCGUUUGAGUAUUUCAACCU
Perkinsus marinus ATCC 50983 is the source of this 1549-nucleotide messenger RNA. RefSeq names its product enolase 2, putative. Gene Ontology annotation, biological process: glycolytic process. The record is from RefSeq and is a predicted model, not a curated record. Gene Ontology annotation, cellular component: phosphopyruvate hydratase complex. Bases 43 to 1380 code for a protein of 445 amino acids. Gene Ontology annotation, molecular function: phosphopyruvate hydratase activity; magnesium ion binding. Lineage: Eukaryota; Perkinsozoa; Perkinsida; Perkinsidae. The transcript has a single exon.